Molecule: messenger RNA, 723 nt
Organism: Brassica rapa (field mustard)
Lineage: Eukaryota; Viridiplantae; Streptophyta; Magnoliopsida; Brassicales; Brassicaceae
Product: transcription factor MYB27-like
Biological process (GO): regulation of DNA-templated transcription
Cellular component (GO): nucleus
Molecular function (GO): sequence-specific DNA binding; DNA-binding transcription factor activity
Source: RefSeq, a predicted model, not a curated record
AUGGAUUGUAAGAAGGAAGAAGCACUCCGUAGAGGCCCAUGGCUCGAAGAAGAAGAUGAACGGCUAGUAAAGUUCGUUACCCUUUUGGGAGAACGUCGUUGGGAUUCUUUAGCUAGAGUUUCCGGCUUGAAGAGGAGUGGUAAGAGUUGCAGGCUAAGGUGGAUUAACUAUCUGAAUCCGAGUCUGAAGUGUGGACCAAUGAGCCAAGAAGAAGAAAUUAUCAUCUUUCAGCUCCAUGCUCUCUGGGGCAACAAGUGGUCAAAGAUUGCAAGAAGAUUACCCGGUAGGACUGAUAACCAGAUUAAGAACUACUGGAGGACUCAUUUAAGAAAGAAAGUGGAAGCUCAAAACUAUGAUAAGAUCAUUGACUGGAGAGGAAAUAAAGGUGAAGAAUUGUUGCACAAGUAUAAGGAAACUGAGAUCAUGUGGACAAGGACGAAGACUCGAGAACAUGGCUUUGAUGAAACUGUGAAGGAAUAUAAGCAGAAAAACAUGGAGAGUGAUAAAGAAACCAAUGGUGUUAUUUGCGAAACAGAGCGCUUCGGUGUUAUGAAUUCACCAUAUGAAAACCGAAUUAUAGAUUGGAUAUCCAAAAGUGACGCAAAUAUCUUUGAAGACCAUAGCAGCAGUAGUACUGACAACAAUAUUAAUAUCAACGUUGGUUCUUGGUGGUUUCAAGAGAUUUUGGACUUCGAAGAGUUCUCAUGCUCUCUAUGGUCAUAG